AAAAACUAUGAUUGUGUUGCUUGAAUCUUAAAUUUAAAGUUUAAUUUUGUUUCAAACAGAAGCACCCAACUUAAAUUAAAAACACUUUCUUUAAACAUUAAAUUAAAGUUGAAAAUCAAACCAAAUUAAAAAUAACAAUAAAAUUAAAAUAAACUUCAGUUAACGAAAGAAACAAGUGUUUAAAUUGCUUCAAAAGAAAAGAAAAAUAACAAAAACUAAACAAUAAAAGUCUUAUCGGCUUAAACACAAACUCAUUCAAAAAACGUAAUUAAAUCAGUUGGAAAGAAAAAUGGUUGAAAAAGUUGAAAUGGCUAAAUUUGUGGGUGUCACCGAUAUAACGGAAAACAAGAAAAUAUGGCGAAUGUUGUUUGGUGAAAUGAUUGGUACUUUUCUAUUGGUAGUGAUCGGUGUUGGCAGUUGUACGGGCGGCAAUGAUUACUCACCAACAGUGGCACAGAUUGCAUUUACAUUUGGUUUAACAGUGGCUACAUUGGCACAGACAUUUGGUCAUAUCAGUGGUUGUCACAUAAAUCCAGCCGUUACCAUUAGUUUUAUAAUUGUUGGCGAAAUGAGUGUCUUGAAGGGUAUUUUCUAUAUAAUCGUACAGUGUGUGGGUGCUAUUGCUGGAGCAGCGGUUUUAAGUGUUGCCAUACCAGAGACAAUAGGCGGUAUUGGUCUUGGAGUUUCUUCUAUGGCAUCCACUCUGGGUGAAGGUCAAGCUGUACUUAUUGAAGCUUUAAUUACUUCAAUAUUGAUUUUAGUUGUGAAAGCUGUUAGUGAUCCCAAGCGUCAAGAUAUCAAGGGAUCCGCACCGUUGGCAAUUGGUUUGGCUAUUGUGACGGGUCAUUUGUGUGCGAUUAAACUUACUGGUGCCAGCAUGAAUCCUGCUCGUUCCUUUGGACCGGCUGUGGUGCACAGCAUGUGGUCCGGACAUUGGGUUUAUUGGGUGGGUCCAAUUUCCGGCAGCCUAAUGGCUGCCAUUAUCUACAAGAUCUUUUUUCAAGUACGCAAAGGAGAUGAUGAAAGUGAUUCCUACGAUUUUUAAUUGCAUUUAAAUUGUAAAUAAUUAAAUAAACUUGUAAAGUUGAUAUUAACUAGUAAGUAAGCUUAAAAUAAAAUUAAUUUUUUGUUGUUGUUUUAAAACAAACUUAAAAAAAUUUAAAUAAAAAUAAAAUAAUUUCACAUGAAAAUACUGUAAUUAAUAAUAAUAAUAAUAGAAUUGCUACUGUUCAUUUCAAUUUUUGUAUAAAAUCACAAUAAAUCUUGAAAUUGGCACUAAAUUUAAACGAA
Calliphora vicina (urban bluebottle blowfly) is the source of this 1290-nucleotide messenger RNA. Its product is annotated as aquaporin-like. The transcript is spliced from 5 exons. Gene Ontology annotation, molecular function: channel activity. The record is from RefSeq and is a predicted model, not a curated record. NCBI's taxonomy places the organism in Eukaryota, Metazoa, Arthropoda, Insecta, Diptera, Calliphoridae. Gene Ontology annotation, biological process: transmembrane transport. Gene Ontology annotation, cellular component: plasma membrane. The coding region runs from base 290 to 1045 and encodes 251 amino acids.